AAAUGGUAAUCUUAUUUAUCGAGCGUUGAAUAACUUGGAACGCUGACGCGGUUAGUAUCUAGUCUUAAAACUUCCUCUAGUUUGUGUAAUUAAGACUCCGCUUUGUGGGAAGAUCUGCAACAGUGCUGGGCAUCCGCAAAUCUUGCUUAAGUAUCCAACAUGUUGCGCUUAAAUUUUCGUUCUGUUUUGGUAAGCGUUGUUUGGGUUUACUUUAUUACGCGGGCGCAAUGCUUCGCUAAUUUUCACAAGGAAGAAUCGAACCGAGGCUUGAACGAUUGUGAACGAAGAUGUCAGGAUUCAGUUUCCACGGAACCUUCCUCAGUGAAUGAACACGACUCAAGGUUAUCAUCAUGUUUGGAAAAGUGCCUAUCUUUGAAUGAAGCGACCGAGUCGGAGAACGAUGGAGCCACAACCUCUACUCCCGGCACACGCUCGACUUCUGAACUCUUGAACUCUGCAGAUCCGUCAACAACAACAAGUUCCUCUGAAAACGUCUGUCCGUACGGAGAUAAGUAUGCUCCCAAUUCAGAUGAAAUCGAACCAGGGAAUGUAAAGGAGGUGGAAGUAGACUUCGUAAAGAUAGAGGAAGGAGACAGCCAGGAAUGGGUGGCGAGAGUGAAUUGGACACGACCAAAAGACGUGAAUAUUACCUCUAACUGGCUUGGUUACAUCGUGAUAUGGUACACAGAAGGCCCAGACAACUCGGACGAAAUUUUUGGGAAUACAAGUUGCAAACUGGUGCCCAAGACUAGACCACACCUUGACAUCAGCGAAACGGAUGGAUGGAAAUACCCCAACACUCUUUACCUUACUGUUGUUGCUUUGCCCACCAAUAAACUUGAAUUCCCAUUGGAAGACUAUACACCACUCAGAACAGGUUGGAGGAAUGUGAAAGUAUACAGUCCAGCUAAUUACUCCGAAGGUAAUAAAAUUUUCGAAGAGAAAUCCUUUCUGAUGAUUCUUGCUGGAGUUUUGACGGGCUUUUCCUUGAUUCUGAUUGUGUACAUCUGCGUUACCAGGCGAAAGGCCUGCACCAGGGGCAAACUGGUCUUAACAACCGAGAAAAAAGCACGAGAGAAAGAAGACGAGCUAAAGAGUGAUCUGUUUGUGAUUCAAAACCCUUGUUCUGAUGUUAAGCAGUUCGUGUAGUUUUAUGGCUUUCACUGCGUUUAACGUGUAUAUUUUAUGGUAAAUUUUUAUACUGUUAAUAUAAUACGUGUUUUUCAUAAGUUUCUCUAAGCCGCAAGGCGGUUUGAUUUCCUUUUUCAUCAACUUUUAUGAAAAGAGGUAAACAGGAAUAUAUUAAAAACUGAAAAUAACAUGAAGUUUUUGGCGUACUUAAAGAUCUCUCUCAUCAUCUUAAAUGCAUUUGAAUCUUUGUAUUGUUCUAGUUAAGCUAUACAAAGAGAAACGAAGAGUUUCUUCUUUCUUCUCAUUGCUCGGGGCUUGAAGAAAUCGCGAAGAAAGUAACUGGCUUAGUUGGUCUGAAAGAUAGGGGUAGUUUUUAUGUUUGAAAUGGUCUCGGAGUUUUCUUAUACU
Molecule: messenger RNA, 1539 nt
Organism: Pocillopora damicornis (cauliflower coral)
Lineage: Eukaryota; Metazoa; Cnidaria; Anthozoa; Scleractinia; Pocilloporidae
Source: RefSeq, a predicted model, not a curated record